Molecule: messenger RNA, 1105 nt
Organism: Quercus robur (English oak)
Lineage: Eukaryota; Viridiplantae; Streptophyta; Magnoliopsida; Fagales; Fagaceae
Product: peroxisomal membrane protein 11-4
Exons: 1
Coding region: 140-820 (226 amino acids)
Biological process (GO): peroxisome fission; regulation of peroxisome size
Cellular component (GO): peroxisomal membrane
Source: RefSeq, a predicted model, not a curated record
AAGCAUAACAUACAAGUAUUAUCCAAAAACCAAAUUCUGUGGCUCUCCUUUGAUUUUGUUAAUAAUUUCUACCCAACCUUUUGAGCAAACAGAAUGGCUCAUUCAUCAGACACAACCUAAUCCUUAACUCACUUCAACCAUGAAGAAUGACACAGUAGACAAGUUAGUCAUCUUCCUAGCAAAGAGAGAUGGCAUUGACAAGCUUGUCAAGACCUUCCAAUAUGUCUCCAAACUUGUUCAUUGGCACACUGAAGCCACACACCCGGAUAUUGCUAAUAGAAUCAAGCAAUGGGAGGUUGCCUCAGGGCUUAGCCGAAAAGCCUUUAGAACUGGGCGGUUUCUUACUGGCUUCAAUGCUCUGAGAAGAAGUCCUGGCUCAACUCCUACUUUCAAAUUCCUAGCAGUUCUUGCUAAUGCAGGUGAAAUGGUCUAUUUCUUUUUUGACCACUUUCUAUGGUUAUCAAGAAUUGGUACCUUGGACCCCAAGCUAGCAAGAAAGAUGAGCUUCAUAUCAGCAUUUGGUGAGUCUUUUGGCUAUAUUUUCUUUAUUAUAUCUGAUUUCAUUAUUAUUAGAGAGGGACUAGAGGCAGAGAAAAAGCUUGUCACUUCAAAAGAAGAAUCAAAGGAUGCUAAAGAGAAUAUAAGAAAGAUUAAAGCUGAUAGGGUGAUGAGGCUGAUGGCAGUGGCAGCUAAUGUUGCUGACUUGGUUAUAGGAGUGGCAGAUAUUGAACCCAACCCUUUUUGCAACCAUGCUGUUACUCUUGGGAUUAGUGGAUUGGUCUCUGCAUGGGCUGGUUGGUACAGAAAUUGGCCCUCAUAACUCGAAGAAAAUUGAAUAUUGAAGAGGGCUAUAUAUGUACCUUUAAUUUGUUUCUGAUUAAGGCAUAAUUGUGCAUGACACAUAUAUGUGGCAAAAUCAGUGUGUACAACAAUUGCACCAACAGAGCCUUGUAGUUCAAUGCAUUAUAGCCAGUUUUCCUAUGAAGGAGAACCGGGCUGAAAUCCCUUCUUUUUACUUAUUGUAAGUGGAAAAAAAAAAGAAAAAAGAAAAAAAAAAGUUGCACCAGUGUAUAUGACAUAGUUUAACUAUUCCAUCUUUCAAAUA